Molecule: messenger RNA, 1248 nt
Organism: Sphaeramia orbicularis (orbiculate cardinalfish)
Lineage: Eukaryota; Metazoa; Chordata; Actinopteri; Kurtiformes; Apogonidae
Gene: cryz
Product: crystallin, zeta (quinone reductase)
Exons: 8
Coding region: 87-1073 (328 amino acids)
Cellular component (GO): cytosol
Molecular function (GO): mRNA 3'-UTR binding; NADPH binding; zinc ion binding
Source: RefSeq, a predicted model, not a curated record
GGAAGUGGGCGUAGGCUGCGGUUUGAAGUUUCCACAAAGUGCAUCAAUCCACGGAUCGAAAGUCCACAGUGCGUGUUCGUGCAGACAUGUCGGGCAGCAGGUUGAUGAGAGCCAUCCGGGUGACGGAGUUCGGAGCCCCGUCGGUCCUCAAACUCAGCCCGGAAGUGACAGUCCCCAAACCUGGACACAAACAGGUGCUGAUCCGUGUCCAUGCCUGUGGAGUGAACCCGGUGGAGACCUACAUCCGGUCUGGGACGUUCUACCGUAAGCCACCGCUGCCGUACACGCCAGGCUCUGAUGUCGCUGGAGUCGUGGAAGAUGUUGGAGAUGGGGUCACUACAGUAAAGGCUGGCGAUCGUGUUUUCACCUUGGCCACAGAGUCUGGAGGUUAUGCAGAGUACACUGUAGCUUCAGACAUCUGUGUCUACAAACUGCAUGAUGACUUAGACUUCACCCAGGGAGCUGCUAUAGGGGUCCCAUACUUCACCGCCUAUAGAGCCCUGGUCCACAAAGCUCAUGCCAAACCUGGAGAGACAGUUCUCAUCCAUGGAGCCAGUGGAGGAGUUGGUAUCGCAGCGUGCCAGCUGUCCCGUGCUCUGGGUCUUAGAGUUUUGGGGACGGCGGGGACACCAGAGGGAAUGAAACUGAUCCUGAAUAACGGCGCUCACCUGGCCUUUAAUCACAGAGAGGAGGGUUAUACAGACAAAAUCAUGGAAGCCACAGAGGGCCGAGGUGUGGAUGUGAUCGUUGAAAUGCUGUCAAAUGUCAACCUCAGUAAAGACCUACAGAUGAUGAACUACGGAGGACGAGUUUUGGUUAUCGGUUGCAGAGGCUCCAUCGAGAUCAACCCCAGGGACACGAUGGCCAAAGAGAGCAGUGUCAUCGGAGUCAUGCUUUUCUUGGCUACACCGGAGGAGAAUAAGGAGGCUGCGGCGCUGUUCUACGCCGGGAUGGAAGCCGGUUGGAUGCGCCCCAUCGUCGGCGCUCGGUACCCACUCGAUAAAGCCGCUCAGGCUCAUCAUGACAUCAUUGAAUCUCCCGGGGCCACUGGGAAGAUAGUGCUGACCAUGUAAUAAUGUGAUCGUAUCAGAGGUCAAAGGUCGGGUAUAAAAUGAUGAAUUAAAAUGAUGGGAUGUUUUUGUCGACAAUAAAAAUCAAUUCAGUGUCAACGGGAAAACCCAGAUACAGUACAAUAUGGAACAAUACUGAGUUAAUGUUGAACUCAAGAGCAGAAAAAUAAGCCAAAAU